CCAAAAUUCAAACGACUCAAAACCGACCACGAUCGGAGCCCCCCCGAUCGCCACCACCUCCGCCGCCACAAUUCCUUACUUACCCGACAGCGUCAUCGAACAAAUCCUCUCUUCCUUCCCUUCAAACUCGCCGCUUAGGCAACCGCCGUUUCGAAGCAGUGGGCGGCGCUGUUUCGACGAGGGCGACCCCUCCGAUUCCGACGACCCUGCCAAGUUCCAAAGAUUCCUCCGAUUCUUGGAGAAUUGCUUGAUACGGUGCCAGAAACAGAGGAGCUUAGAGAAGCUGACAUACUGUCUCGCCGGAGACGAUAAGGACAAGAUUGACAAGUGUGUGACGUUUGCAAUUGAGAGAUGUGUCAAAGAGUUAGAGCUCUGUUUCGUCGAAGCCGAAACUAGAGUUGGAGUUGAUGAUGAUCCUAUAACACUAGUGUCACUGAAAACCAUGUCCCUCAAAGAGGUUGAAUUCGAUGACGAAAUUGAUCUUGAGAUCUUAAUUCAUGGUUGCCCUCAUCUCGUGAUCUUGGCUACACGCCCCUGGAUCUUCACAUUUCGUGUUCGAGUCUUAAAUCAUUGGAAAUUAUGAACUGCCAUUCGUUGGAUUUUGUAGUUCAGUGUAUCAAUCUUGAGUCUUUUAUGUUCGUUUCCAAGUGUACCUGUGCCCUCCAUAAUGUGGAAAUGUGACAACCUGAAGCUUCUUUACGUGUUUAGUGUGGGGGGUUGAAAGAACUCCAUUUGCUUGGAUGCGAAGAGAGUAUGGAGAACGCAAUUUUCACUCCAAAUCUGGAGUAUAUUCUGUUUAGUGGUGUUGCGGAGGCCAAGGUCCAUUUUGUGGAAUCUCCACCGAGGUUGUUAGAGGCUACAGUCAGAAUUACGAAUUAUGGGUGGACCUUUGAAUGUUAUUCGUUUCUGAGAGAUUGUCUUGAAAGUUUCGAUUGCUCCAGAAAAGUGGAGAUAGAUAUUCGUGAUGCUGAGGGUCUCAUAAUACCAGAACAUUGCAGAAGGGAAGGGUCUCCACCAUUACCUAGUGUCAAGCAGCUGCAGCUAACCUUUGCUGUUCCGUUAGGGGACAGAGAUUAUUGGUUGGAUCCUUCCUUGGCUUGGAUAGCACCAUCUGCAGAGAUUAUUUGUUGGGGAUAAAGUGACUGUCAGACAUUUGUUUCAUUCAGAAUUUCUGCCAAGGGUAAACUACUCUACCAGUAGAGCUCAUUGAGAAAAUUGAUCAGUUGUAGCUAGCUGCUAUAUGUAUACUCUUGUGAUUCAUUAUUUAUUGAUCUUUACAAACAUUUUUAUCUUAUUCAAAAUAAGUAAUAAUGUAUUAUAAUGUAAGCAUUCAUGUGAAGUUAAACAAUCAACCGGCACCUUCUUCAUUCCUUGGGACUAGACCCUUAAUGAUAUGUACUGAUAAGGGAGAGUCCCUCAUUUACGCUGAUAUGGGUAAUGCAUCCUUGACCCAAAAAGCAAAAAUAAAGAAACAUGUGCGGUGAAUAUUGUGCAUUUAAGUUUCUCGAAGUUGAUAUGCCCUUCACGUUCAUGUCUCAAACUGUUGGAUGUUUAUGCAUUGCAAAGACCAGCCAUUUGAAAUUUAUGCUUUGAAUUUUUUUUUUUGGAAAAUUUGAAUCUCAAUCUUUUAUGUUUAAGAAUUUUCCCUGCUUGAGACUGUGACCUUGUGUGAAUGGUGGAAUGUCUGUAAGUAGAAACAUAUCAUCAACAUCCUUUGGUGAUGACCAGCUGAAAGACCAAAACAUUUUGGAGGCCUCCUCAAGUUUAUUCUGAUUUUUUUUUUUUUUUUUUUUUUGUGGUU
Messenger RNA from Rosa chinensis, 1801 nucleotides. RefSeq lists its product as uncharacterized. The coding region runs from base 754 to 1137 and encodes 127 amino acids. The record is from RefSeq and is a predicted model, not a curated record. The transcript is spliced from 2 exons. Lineage: Eukaryota; Viridiplantae; Streptophyta; Magnoliopsida; Rosales; Rosaceae.